CAUGAAAACUCUCAAUGAAAACAACGAGGAGGAGGAGGAGAAGGAGAAGGAGGGAUCUGGGUGUAACGCCAUGGAGGAAACGGAGAACAAUCUGAAAACGGCCAGGUUGUGGAGGGAUGCCGCCCUCCGCUCCAGGAAGCUGCGGAGCAACCUCCGCCAGCUGACCCUCUGCUCCAAAAACAACCAGAUCAUCCUGCCCGACGAUAUAUCCGACAUAGAGGUGCUCAACCUGGGAAACAACUCCCUCCAGGAGCUGCCGGACGGACUGCAGUCCACCCUCAACAACCUGCGCAUCCUCAUCCUCCGCAGGAACAGGUUCUCCGCUGUGCCCAGGGUGGUGCUUGAGCUGGGGCAGUUGGUAGAGCUUGACAUGAGUCACAACUGUGUGAGAAGCCUGCCUGAUGGUGUGGGGCAGCUGAGAGGACUGAAGAAGCUCUGCAUCAGUCACAACAAACUCCAGAACCUUCCAGCUCAGAUUGGAGCACUUCAGACUCUGGAGGAACUUGACAUCAGUUUUAACGACCUGCACGAUUUCCCCAGGUCCUUCACCAGCCUUUGCAAACUGCGAACUCUAGAUGCAGAUCACAACAAGCUGAACCAGUUCCCUGCUGAGAUCUUGGCCCUGGGGGAGCUGGAGGAGCUUGACCUCUCUGGGAACAAGUUUCAGGCUUUGCCAGCUGACAUUUUGAGACUGAAGUCCACCAAGAUCCUGUGGCUCAGCAGUCUGCACAUGUCCUCCUUACCUGACACUUUCUGUCACCUGCACAACUUGGAGAGCCUGAUGCUGGAUGGAAACAACCUCACAGUGCUGCCUUCAUCCUUUGCUCAGCUGCAAAGACUAAAAAUGAUAAAUUUGUCCUCUAACGAGUUUACUGAAUUUCCACAGACUGUUUUAAGCAUUACGGGAUUAGAGGAACUGUACCUGAGCAGGAAUAAACUAACUAAUAUUCCAGAGGGAAUUGCUCAGCUGGUGAAGCUGGUAAAUCUUUGGCUGGACAACAACAACAUCACUCAUCUACCUGAUUCCAUUGUGGAGCUGGAGAAGUUGGAGGAACUUGUUUUACAGGGUAACCAAAUAGCCAUUCUUCCAGAUCAUUUUGGCAAGCUGUCCAGGGUUAACAUUUGGAAGGUGAAAGAUAACCCUCUCAUCCAGCCUCCAUAUGAGGUGUGCAUGAAGGGAAUCCCAUACAUUGCUGUCUACCAGAAGGAACUCGCACAGUCUCAGCUUGCUGUGAAGCCAUGGCUCAAACUGGUUCUGAUGGGGACAAAAAAUGCUGGGAAGACCAAACUGAGACAGAGCUUGGUACCAACUGAGCAGGACGUCAGAGGAACCCAGGGAAAUAAAGGAAUAGAAGUCACUAAUUGGGUGGCAGACUCUGAUCGCCAUCUAAUGUUCUUAGUGUACGACUUGUCAGGGAACCUAAACUAUGACCUCAUCAAACCCUUUUUUCUCUCCCCCGGUGCUCUCUAUGUUCUCGUUGUCAAUCUUAAAGCUUACUCGCCCAAGAACUUUUAUGCCCACAUCGGGUAUUUCCUUCACCUGCUGUGCGCUAAAGUCCCCCAUGCUGUUGUGUGCUUGGUGGGGACACAUGCAGACCUGUGUGGAGAGAUGGAGGUGGAGGAGAAAACUCUGGACAUACACAGACAGAUAGGCCUCCAGGAGAGGAGCGACAUCCAAUGUCUAAGAAGCCUGGUCCAGCAGGUAGACCUCGCUCUGGAGCAAGGCUACAAGGUCCGCACCUCCAGCCCACACGUUCUCUUCUAUGGUGUCAGUGACAAGAACCUGAGGCGCAAGAAAGCUCAAUUGCAGUACAUGCUUAAUCAGCGAUUGCAGAUCCUGUCCCCGGUCCUGAGCAUUAGCUGCACAGAGACCCAGAAGAACAUCCAGCGGCUGAGGGAGAAACUCAUGUCGGUUGCAGACCACAGGGAGAUUUUCCCCAACCUUCACCGCGUGCUGCCGAAGUCCUGGCAGAUGUUGGAGGAGUUGCACUUUAAAUCCAAAGAUCUGUGGCUGUCAUGGUGGAGCUCAGCCCGUCUGGGCCUCCAGGCGGGACUCACAGAGGACCGACUGCAGAGCGCCUUGUCCUACCUGCAUGAGAGUGGGAAGCUGCUCUACUUUGAGGACAGCGUCACACUGAAGGAGUAUGUUUUCCACAAUCUUCCACGUUUUAUUGCAAUUCUUAAUGUCUUCUUUCAGAGGGACAAGUCCACUCUAUUGGACCGGCUGCUGUCUGAAGGGGAGAGGGGUGACAAGGGGAGAGUGAGUCUAGUUAUUGAGGAUGAGAAGGGAGAGAACCUCAGAGUCACUCAUCUUCAGCAGCACCUGGAGGGCUUCCUCCAUGAUGGCCUCCUGCCCUCCAAUGUCAUCCGCCUGCUCCUCAGACCACACAUUGAGACACAGCAGGACCUCCACCUCAUUAUGGAGCUGCUAGAGAAGAUGGGUGUCUGCUACUGCAUCAACAAACCUCGUACCAAGCCCUUGAAUGGAGCCACAGUGUGGUACAAGUUUCCCAGCUAUGUCAGUAGUGAAGAGGCUCGGUUAGAAGACUCAGUGGGAGGAAACUCUCUGAAUCUUAGCCCCUUGUUCUCAGUGGAGCAGCUCUAUAUCCAGUACAGCUUCCCUUUCCUGUUUCCUCCUGGACUUUUUGCACGCUUCAGUGUGCAGAUCAACAACCAUGUGGUCCAGCGGUCAGAUGGCAGGCAUCAGAUAUUUGCCUAUCGGGGGAAGGUCCCAGUGGUGAUCAGCCACCAGCCCUCUAAGGGGAAGCUGUUCAUGGAGACUUUGUCCAUCGCUAGCCACGCCUCACUGCCUAACAUCUGGACUGCCUGGCAGGCUGUCACUCCGCUGGUGGAGGAGCUGAACAUGCUGCUGCAGGAGUGGCCUGGCCUGCAUUAUAAUGUACAUAUUAUCUGUUCCAAGUGCCUCAAGAGAGGGUCGUCCAACCCGCAUGCCUUCCCGGGUGAGCUGCUGAGCCAGCCGCGGCCCGACGGUCUGACUGAGAUCAUCUGUCCAAAGAACGGCUCGGAGCGGGUCGACGUGGCCCUGGUUUACCCCCCCACUCCCACAGCUACGAGCCCCAAGUGACUCCACUGCCCCUCCCUCACUGCAACCCUCACACCCAUCUACACAAAAACAUGGCUGCCCCGGCUCGUCUUACCGUGUCUCCAGACACCACGUCCCCCACCGCUCCUGUUGUCUUCCUCCAUCAUCAUCACCGCUGCUUCUGCCAACACUGGAGCUCACAUCAACGUUUAGGUUUGUGGCUCUGCCUGUUGGCGUCAACCUGGUGCAGACGUUGGAGGGUCUCAGCAUUCUGUAGCAUCAACCACAAACGCUGCUUCAGACGUUUCUCCCUGGAUUCUGAGAUGAAACAGUGAAUCGGAAUCUCAAACUCAUGGUGCAUUUCUUUGGUCAUUUAUCAACAGAAACUUGUGAAGCAGAGAGACUGUUCUCUUCCCCCUGAGGAGAACCUGUUGAGCGGUGUGAGCAGGGUGAGCCAGGUGACAAAGGCUCCCACCCUGAAGCUGCAGACCUGCAGGGCAGCGUGGAGGAGAGCAGGAGCAGGGUGUCUUUAUCCUCACAUGCAGCUAUUCAGUGCAGACCACAAGUCACAGUCAUUCAUCACAGACAUCUCAGUCAGGUCCUAACUAAAUGUAACUGCAGAAGACAGGCCAGCAGGUGGAGCCAAAGACACAGGAGGAUCAUUUAGAUAUCAGAGAAGCAGCCAGAAGGUUGAGCUGGUCUGGACGUUCCAAUCACUUCAUGUCAUUUCUCACCCAAAUCAAAGCUGUUUCUGGGCGGGGCUUCAGGAAAUAUCUAGAAAACAUUUUAUUUUACCAUCACACAAUCCAUGAAGCUGAGGACUAGACAGCAGGAGAGCCACCAUGGGUUCUGAAACAACUGUAAGAUAUUAACUACUCUCAACCAUUCGACGGUACCUCACUUUAAAACUCUUCAACUGUCCCUUUAAGGGCUGUCCAUUUGCAGCUACGAUCACACAUGUUGUUUAUGGAAUGCAGUGAAUCAUUUCCAGACUUUUUCCCCAAAUCCAAUUUUCUAAAAGAUAGCUAAAAUAUCUGCUGGAAAUUUAUUGUAAACGGCUUUACUAAGAUAUCAGAGAAUGAAAAAUAAUAUGAUUUUGAAAAUGAAAAAUCUGUAGCAACCCUGUGCAUAAUGUACAAGUAAUGACAAAAAUAAGUUUCCCCUCCCAGGACAGUGAAUGCAUCAGGGUUUAAGGAUGACUACAGCUAUGUCUUAUGUAAUAGUACAAUGAAGGUUUCCGGUUCUCUGGUUUGUUGUUCACCUGAGGACAGAAGGGCUGGCCACUAGAUGGCGCUGCAAAAAAACAACAAUAAUAAAAAGGUUUUUGCAAAGGUGCCUCGUUGUAAUUGUUGCAGCUGGAACUGCUCCCACAGAACUUUGCAAGAACCUUUCCUGUUUGUCACCUUCAUGUUUUUCUCUCCACAUGCAGUUAGUUUUAAUGUGCCAGAAUUUCCUACAUCUGGAUCUGAUGGACAUCUUGGAGAAGACAGUCUAGCUGUGGGACUGGAUCCACUUCAUUCACUCAUAGCAUUCCUCUCAAAAUCCAGAUUUCCCAAACAAUGACUACUAAAGAAAGCUUGAUUGUUAUUCAACCUUAAAUUAGAACAUAAUUGAAAAGUUCAUUCAUUACAGCAAUCAAUUCACACAGAAAUGUGAGCCUAAGGCAAAAAUAUUUUUAGUACCUGUUUAAAGGUUAUUUGUGUUAAUGUUACAAAUGAGCCUCAUUAGAACAUCAGAAGACAUUUUAUGUUCUGAUGAGACGUCGGGAUGUAGACCCCUGCUGCUGCCCAACGGGAUACAUCAGAGCUGUGGAAAUGUGACAUGAAGUAACAUGAAGUGCAGAAUGGAACAGACCGAAUGUGAAACAAAACAAAAAAAAUCUACCAUUCAGCAGCUGAAGAACGUUUCAACACUAAGCAGAGAGUUUCUUGGACACCGCUCAUCAGACCCUGAAUGAUGGCUAGUGAUCCACUAAUCUCCUCUUCCUUACAUGCCCUUCAACAGGCCACAUGUUAGCAGAGCAGAGUGUUCACAUUUUUCUCUCCACUGCCACCUCUGGCUGAACAACUGAACCGUUCAGAACAGUGUCUGCUUUGAAAGGAUGAGAUCUGGUUGUUCCCACUCUAAACAGCUUUUCUGCAGGAUUAAACUAAAGACUGUUUUCUUUCAUGUAAAUAAUAUCUUUAUUUUUCUACUUAGACACAACAUGUCAAGCUGUGGCAUAUUUACAGUGCAAUGCUGUGCAUGACUCGAAGGACAUGCACAAAAGGUUUUAUAUGUAGCUGGUUUCAAUAUGAAUACCAAAUAAAUCGAUAUCUGGCUUUAA
This is a messenger RNA of Gambusia affinis (western mosquitofish), 5369 nucleotides long. It is a transcript of the gene mfhas1, whose product is annotated as multifunctional ROCO family signaling regulator 1. Lineage: Eukaryota; Metazoa; Chordata; Actinopteri; Cyprinodontiformes; Poeciliidae. The transcript is spliced from 3 exons. Gene Ontology annotation, molecular function: protein binding. The record is from RefSeq and is a predicted model, not a curated record. The coding region runs from base 2 to 3085 and encodes 1027 amino acids.